This is a messenger RNA of Daldinia caldariorum, 2940 nucleotides long. RefSeq names its product HET-domain-containing protein. NCBI's taxonomy places the organism in Eukaryota, Fungi, Ascomycota, Sordariomycetes, Xylariales, Hypoxylaceae. The transcript is spliced from 2 exons. Bases 626 to 2875 code for a protein of 749 amino acids. The record is from RefSeq and is a predicted model, not a curated record.
GAACCAGUAGAUUAUUGAGGUCGUAAUAUACGGGUGAAUACUGAAAAGCAGCAAAAAUGUAGCAGCAAAUGUGUGUGUGUGUGUGUGUGUCUUAAAGUCACUAUAGUUUCAAUUACGACUUCAAAGCAACGCCCCCUUGAAUGACCUUAUAUAUAGAGCAGGACGCUAUAUGUCUAAUAUAAUCUAACAUGUGAGUAUUUUUACUUCUCAUUAAUCUGUUUCGUUACACCUAUAACAGGAAGGUUACUUUGAGUAAACACUAAAACCUCUUGGUGUGUAGGUCAUUGGAUGAGCGGAAUUCUGACUAGUUGCGACGAUUGGUGAAGAAACAAAUAUUGGUGAAUCGACAAGCUAAAACAGGAACCGCUAGUGGGAAGAUUGCCUGUCGACUUUUCUCUAUUGGAUUAGUAGGAAGCAGGCUCUGUUGUAAACGGGAGAUUUUAUUGGUCGCCUUGCACUUUCGGGUAUACUGACAUAUCACCCCGGAACUCCUCAGGGAGUCUAUACGAGCUUGUUCAUAUAAGCCGGGCGAAUUGAUAGUAAAUUAUAUAGUGUUAUUCUGCUCGAUAAACUCGCGGUUUUCUCGGCUUGUGGUAAGUAUUCGGGAAAAUUCAGUGAGCGAGCCAUGGUAGACUCCCGCUCGAUAUUGAAAAUUCCAGGACGGCCCAGGAAUCACCUGUGCAGCACUUGCGAGAAGCUGAACCUAGGAUGGAGGUUCGCCAGCGAAACAAGUGAACAGUCCAUCGGUAACCUUUCCCAGUACAGCGAUCCCGGAUGCCCUUUCUGCGUCAUCAUUUCCAAGGCCAUUAAGAGCACAUGGGGAACCGACUCAGCUCCCAAUAAGAUUUCGGGUCGGCUUUUUAUUCAGAGUCGAAGUGCAUUAUCCGUCAAGGAAAACGGUCAUAUCCAUCAUCCACAGCCUAGGCUACUUCUCGCGAUUGAUAAGAAACCCGAUGGUUUCAAUAUCAACAGAGUUCCGCUCAGGCAGAUCGACAGGAUAAAAAAUCGAUAUAUAAUCGCCGAAAUAGAACGGUUCCCAAGCGAAUCGGAGCCGAACUAUCUACCUCGACUGGAAGUCGGGACUAAGCUUAACAUUCCGCUCCUACAAAGUUGGCUCGAGGAAUGCCGAAAACAUGAGCAUUCGAAAAUGGCUACGCGACGAGGGGGUCGUGGCCUAUUCCAGCCUGAGCAUCCCUUUCGCCUUAUCGACGUGAAUCAGGAGUGCCUAGUGCGGAAAGACACGGUAUGCGACUACGUGGCGCUGUCUUACGUCUGGGGUCGACGUACUACUCUCCUAUUCCCCGGCGAGGACGAGAAAGAAAUACCUAUUCUCCUAAGCCUGCGAGAGAAUGUCAACGAGCUGAGCAUUCCAAAGGGACUAUCCAGUUCGAGGCCGGAGACACGGAAGAUGGGAAGGAUACCCUUGACAAUUCGCGACGCUAUAGAAUUCACUCGACAGAUAGGGAUGCAAUAUUUAUGGGUGGAUACGUUGUGCAUCGUACAAGACGACCCCGAAGAUAAAGCUCAACUGAUAGGGCGGAUGGACGACGUUUAUGAUUGUGCUGCUGUAACCAUUAUUGCCGCAGCAGGUGGCGAUGCGGAUGCCGGGUUAAGGGGAGUUAGUCCACGCGCGGGUCAUCCCCUCAACCCGACGAAGAUCGCCGACAAAUCAGACGAGAGCGUUCUCGAGAUAUCGCCUUGCUUGCGAUCGCUAUGCGAAGAAGUGCGAGGCGCGACUUGGAAUACGCGAGGUUGGGUAUUCCAGGAGCAGUCGCUGUCGCAGCGCUGUCUUUACUUCACAGCCGAGGAGGUCUUUUUCAAUUGCAGCGAGGCGCAGCGGAGAGAAGGAUACGACUACGCACCGAAAAAGCACGCGCAUGUUGACGUCGGAAUUAGGACUGGACCGCCGUGGUGGACGAGGAGUCUCAGGAAGGAUCUUGACCCUACGCCGUAUCAUUAUCUAGGGGAUGUGGGUGGCAAAUUAGACAUACAGGCUUACCAGACGGCGGUUCAGGAGUACAGCCGAAAGAGCCUGACAUUCCCGAGCGACAUACUGAACGCGUUUGAAGGUGUUUUCAAUAGGUUCAACGGCGGUAGGGACUCUUCGGGGCUAACUAUUCGUCAAACGCAAGGGAUACCUCCUCAUCUGCUAUACCAAGCGCUCCUCUGGUUUCCCUAUGGCCAAUCCGUGAAGCGCUUAUGCCAAUCCGAACAGGCGGGUGAUCAGUUCUCAACGUGGUCAUGGGUAUACUGGACCGGUCCUAUGGAAUUCGCCUUCGCCGAUAGUCUUUGGUUAUCCAGAAACAUUUCCCAAGCCCCCAUUAAGCGAGUACCACUCUACACGCCAAUUAUAUGCUGGUACUACGGGGGUUCCAAAAAGCAAUUCUGGACCAGAGAUAUCUGGAAGACUACCUGUGAGAUUCAGGACUAUAGAACUAAAAAGACCACCGAAGAAUUCAGACGCACUAAGUCCUUCAUUGAUGGCAUUGGCAUAAGCACCGAGAUACUGCUCGAUUGGUCACGAAAUAAACAACCUCCCGACCUGAACUGCGGUGAGCUUGGAUUUGUUGGGUCUUACUUAGACGCGGGGCAGUUCGAAAUAAAAGCUAGAAAAGAGGAGCACGUCAAGAUCUUGAAGGUGUCCUGUCACGAAGGCCAAUUUAGGUUUGAUAGCGACGUAAAGACAGUUGACGAACUUGUUGUCAUCGUUACUGCCAACACUAUUACCAAGCCACCCGAUACGCAGUCGAUUCUAUUAGGCCUCACCACACGGGACGGUGUAUCGAGGAGAGUUGGUAUAGGAUACAUAUACUACUCCCGGGACGAAGAUAUUGUCAGACCGGAGUGGAAAUAUAGGUUCUUUAGGAUUCAGUGAGCGGUGCCAUGCCGCUGUCUAUAGCGUACUAACAGUAGCAAUUGACAAUAAGAACUAAUACCCGU